This is a messenger RNA of Dovyalis caffra, 600 nucleotides long. The record is from the annotation of a GenBank genome assembly. NCBI's taxonomy places the organism in Eukaryota, Viridiplantae, Streptophyta, Magnoliopsida, Malpighiales, Salicaceae.
AUGCAAUUGAAGGAUGAUUCUGCUGGGGGUACAGUUGAAUUAGUUGAUAUCGGACCUACUGUUAAGGCAGCUGCUAAUUCGCAGAUGGACGCGGCAGUAGUUGCAUUAUCUCGAGACCUCCAGAAAUUAAGAUCUGGAAGGGCAUCUGCAGGAAUGCUUGAUCACAUCAUUGUUGAAACUAAUGGUGUAAAGCUGCCCUUAAAUCGAUUAGCUGUUGUUUCUGUCAUGGAUGCUAAAACCUUAUCCGUGAAUCCAUAUGAUCCAAAUACCCUCAAGCAGCUAGAGAACGCCAUUGUUUCAUCUCCAUUGGGAUUAAAUCCUAAAGCGGAUGGUGAACGAUUGAUUGCAUCUAUACCACCAUUAACCAAAGAGCAUGUCCAGGCUAUGUGUAAGGUGGUUGCCAAGUCUUGUGAAGAUGUUAAACAAAGUGUAAGAAGGGCUCGCCAAAAGGCAAUGGAUACAAUAAAAAAAGCAGGUUCGAGUUUCCCCAAGGAUGAUGCCAAGAAACUAGAGAAAGAGAUUGAUGAGAUGACGAAAAAGUUUGUCAAGUCAGUAGAGGAUAUGUGUAAAAAAAAGGAAAACGAAAUUAAGGCCGGUUGA